Messenger RNA from Lathyrus oleraceus (garden pea), 1281 nucleotides. RefSeq lists its product as uncharacterized. Bases 1 to 1281 code for a protein of 426 amino acids. Lineage: Eukaryota; Viridiplantae; Streptophyta; Magnoliopsida; Fabales; Fabaceae. The transcript is spliced from 3 exons. The record is from RefSeq and is a predicted model, not a curated record.
AUGUCUGAUUCCUCUAGCUCUGAAUCAUGCAACCCUAACAGGGAAGAUCCUGUUGUUGACUCUGUGAAUACCUCACAUGCAAGAAGACCAAAAAAAACUGUCUCAGGCUUCUCCUCAGCAAUCGCACUUGAUGAACAAACCAAAGAAGGUUCCAGGUAUGUUCACAAUACCAUUGCAACUAUGGUGACUGGAAUACUGUCUGGUAAUCAUAAGGUUCUUGGGGUUUCCAUUCCCUUAAACACUAUUGUACCUGAUAAUGUUGCUUGUCAAGAAAAUACAGUAUCAUUAGGAAAGAAUGUCUCUGAUGAUGCUGAGCAAACUGAUGCUCGUAAGGGGUCAAAUAUUGACAAACCCUUAGAUAAUGUGGGUGGUGAGGAAAUCUGUGUCACUCAUGAUGUCAGUGACAACCCUAACUGUGAAGCUGAAACAGUAGACCUGGAGGAAUUUUCUGAUAAUGAUUUAUUAUCCUCAGUUGUCCCUAACAUAGCCAAAAGGGUUAGGACUAGGAGAGAAAAGAAAACAGUGGCGCAAAGGUCCCCUAGAAAGAAGAUUGAUGUGCCAACCUCUCCCAAUCCAAAGGUGGCAGAGAGUUCCCUCAAGAGGAAAGGUCAUGGUCCAACAAAAUCUUGGAGCAAAGGGGUGCCCAAGAAAAAGAAGACCAAGUUUGUUAUUGUGGAGUCUGACUCAGAUGUUCCAUGUGAUGUCACUGCCACUUUGUGGAAAUAUGUUUAUCAGAAGAGGCUGGCUUUGGAAAGGGAAUUGGCUCAGAAUGUCCUGGAAUGUAAGGAGAUUAUGGACCUUAUUCAAGAGGCAGGAUUAAUAAAGACUGUGACUCAGUUCUCAAAGUGCUAUGAGAUGUUAGUAAAGGAAUUUAUUGUCAAUGUGUCUGAAGAAUGUGUUGAUGGAAAGUCUAAGGAAUUCAAAAAAGUAUAUGUGCGAGAGAAUGAUUCUGUGAAGAGAAGAGACAGCCCUUUGGCCUUCAAUCAUAAACUGUCCCUAGGUACGCAUGUUCCUGACAUUGCCAUGGCAACAGGAGAGACAUCAAGUGUUUGCAAUCAACCAGGUAAAGUUGUUGUCAUUGCAAUACUCAAAGAAACGUGCAAGGAGUUAGAGGCAAGGAAGCUCACUUUGGAAAAUUUGAUUAUCAAGUUGGAGAUUACUGAAGGUGAUGUGCUUGGUGAAACUGUUGAUGCUGUAGAAGGAGCUGCAAGACAAGGUGCAGAGGGAGAAGAGGAUGUCAGUCCUGAUGAUGGCACAGAUGAUGAAUUCAUGACCAUCUAG